GCAUUGCGAGCUCAGCGGCGGCGGCGGACGCUCAGAAGGCGCGUCUGGCAGCAGAGAGCUCCAGCCUCUACGCGCCUUCGCGUAAUUCUUCAGCGCUCUCAAAAAUUCCAGAGAACGCUUCGGACAUUUACCCGUACGCAACGUUCCGGAUGGGCGUGGCGGGGAGUGACGAUGAGGGCACAGCGAGCUACCAGACGCUCGUGUACCAGCAGAGCGGUGGGGCCGGCGGAGGCUCGUCCGUCUACUCGGGGCGCAGCGGUCGGAUGGUCCACCGGCCGCGACGGGGGCGGUCCAGCGCGCGCACGGAGUCGAACCAGCAACUAGACAGCA
Messenger RNA from Hyalella azteca, 330 nucleotides. RefSeq lists its product as uncharacterized. The record is from RefSeq and is a predicted model, not a curated record. The transcript has 4 exons. The annotation marks the transcript as partial. NCBI's taxonomy places the organism in Eukaryota, Metazoa, Arthropoda, Malacostraca, Amphipoda, Hyalellidae.